CAGCCUCCAUUCUGAGGUUGUCCUGGUGCUCCCAGCCACAGUGAGUACAAUAACCUUUGUAUUGGUUACUUUUCUCCUCAGUGUGAUAAGCACACGCCUGGAAAUAGCUUAGGGAGGAAGGAUUUAUUUUUGUAAUUCCGAGGUGGUUGGAACACAUGGCAGGACCUCCUCAUGUCCUCACAGGAAUUAGAACCGAAAGGUGCUACCUGUCAGAAAGCAGAGCUGGUCCGUGAACCUCAAAGCUGUCCCUGGAGACACACUUUCUCCCGCAAUGUUCCAUGACCUCGCCAAACAGAGCCAACAGAAGACUAAGUGUUUGCAUACAUGAGCCUACAGGGGACAUUUUACUUCGUACCGUAGCUGCAUUCGAAGAGGCAUAUCACUCCAGAGUAGUGUCUAGAAACAAGGACCACAUAGGUACUCCACAAGGCUCACCAUCUUGUUUCUCUACCUUGGCUCCUCUGUCAAGCAUCUCUUGCCUAUACUGCUCCAGCCAUCUCGCAGUCGAGCACCUACUCUCCUCAUCAAUCCUGCUGACAGACACCAAAGUUCCUGCCUGGCCUCCUCUCUCCAGCUCUUCUCCCAUCCCCAACAAUAUCAGAGUUUGUUUGGAGGGGACGCUUUUAAGACUUUAUUAUUUCUAGAUUCACGGCAAAACUGAGAUGAGAUUACAGAGUUAGUCCAUGUACUCCCCACUCCAACACACACAGAAUCCUCCCAUUGUCAGCAUCUCCACCAGAGUGAAGGAAGCACUUGUUCUGAUCAACAAACGUGCUGACAGCGUUAGCGCCAGCCCACCUUCCGAGACUCAGUGCUACGUUAUCACUAACUGCCAAAUGACACACACAUAUCCUUUAAAGAGUCCCGCCAUUGUAGCCUGCUCUUUCACUUUGUCUCUCUUGUUCUGUCUCUGUCUUUCUCUGUUUCCAUCCCGCGCUCUCUUGUCCCUGCUUCACUGUGGCCUCUGACUCCUCCAAUAAAUCUCUUGUGUGAUCUCUGAGGAGGCGUGGCCUUGUUAGAGGAAGUAUAUUAUUCUGAGGGAAGGCUUUGUUUGAGGUCUUAUAUGCUCAAACUACAUCAUUGCUCAAGUCAAGGAGACCAUGUACCACUGCCUUCUGAUCAGGAUUUAGAGCUCUCAGCUCCUUCUCCAGCACUAUAUCUGCCUGUACACUGCCAAGCUUCCCGCCAUGAUGGUAAUGGACUAAACCUCUGAAACUGUAAGCCAGCCUCAAUUUAAUGAUUGCCUUUAUAAGAGUUGCCAUGGCCAUGGUGUCUCUUCACAGCAAUGAAACCCUAACUAAGACACCAUCCCUCACAUUCACAAUAUUCUACUCAACCAAGGUCAAAAUGGAGAGCACUUCGCAUUGUGUUGACACAUCAUAAGCACUUAAAAUCCAUAGUUUGCAUCAGGUUCCUUCCUGGUGUGAAUUCUGUGGGUUUGGACAAAUGGAGAGUGAGACAUAGUACCCCAAGGAGUUUUAGAACUAAAGGUCAUGUGUUCUACUUAUUGAACCUCCCUUCUCACAGACGCAUAGAACCAUGGAUAAUUUCAUUUUCUCCAUAGUUCUGUCUUUUCUAGAAUGUCAGUGUCGCAAAGUAGUAGGCACACUAUCUGUAGCCACUUCCGGUUGCCUUCCUCCUUUUAAUACUAAAAAUUGGGGCUGGGGAUUUAGCUCAGUGGUAGAGCGCUUACCUAGGAAGCGCAAGGCCCUGGGUUCGGUCCCCAGCUCCGAAAAAAAGAACCAAAAAAAAAAAAAAAUUUAGGGUUGGAGAGUUGGCUCAGCGGUUAAGAGUGUUGAUGGCUUUCCCAGAGGUCCUGAGUUCAAUUCCCAGCAACCACAUGGUGGCUCACAACCAUCUGUAAUGGGAUCAGAUGCCCUCUUCUGGUGUGUCUGAAGUCAGCGAUUAUGUGUAAGUGUUUGCAUGUGAAUAUGGGUUUGUACAAUAGGAAAAGACACAGAGGCAAAAGCGUGGUCUAUAUACAUAUGAUAUGUUGUGAUAUGUGCUGUAGUAUAUAUACAUAUAUAUGUUCUGUGUAUAUGUGAUAUAUAGAGAUAAACAUAUGCUUUGCCUAUAUGUGAUAUAUAGGCUAUAAUAUAUAUACACACAUGUUGUAUAUAUGCUUGACCCAGGGAGUGAUACUAUUAGGAGGUGUGGCCUUGUUGGAGUGGGUGUGUCACUGUGGACAUGGGCUUGAGACCCUCAUCCUAGCUGCCUGGAAGUGAGUAUUCGGCUAGCAGCCUUCAGAUGAAGACUUGCCUUGGUCAUGGUUUCUGUUCACAGCUGUAAAACCCUAACUAAGACAUAUGUAUACCUAUGUAUAUAUGUAUUCAAAAAUCAUCCCCAGGACUUGCCUGUUUCUCAAGGGUGUUCUUGAGAGGCAGUGAGUGUACAUGGAGCUGGUUACUGCCACCUUACGGUGAAAACAUUGAGAAGAGAGUCUCACACAUGGGUGUUCUGUGCAUUUUUAAAGCUUGAUCAUUUUCCAGGUCAUUUUGUCAUGAAAAAAAAAAAAGGUGAAUUGUUGACAAGCAAGAAUUCCAGCACAAUUAGCAAAGCUUAUGCCUUUUCCCUUUCCAGAUAUACACUUGCCACCUUCUAGGUAUCUUGCUAGAAACCCUGAUUGUAGGGAAAGGACAUGCAUUAAAUGGCUUAUACCCUGGCUUUACUUUAGAAUAUUAUAAUCCCAUCCAAGGUACCUUAUCAAAAUAGAAACAAAGAAAAAUAAUAGCAAAAAAAGGAAAAACGUUUCUUAGCGACACUUUGUAAUGACCUUGAGAGCCACCACAAUGGAAUAUAUGGCCAAAGCUGACACUUAACUGUGAUUCCCCUGGGAACCCAUACCCACACUUGGGUGUGUCUUUUUUUUUUUUUUUUGAUCAUCUUUCUUCCUCCUAACUCUGGUGCUUAAAAAUCUAUAUUAAAAUAAGGUUAAAACCACAAUUCUGCUUCAUACUGGCUAGUCCAGAAAUUUCUUUCUGCAUUGAAGCCACAAACCGUGGGUUUGUGACUGAUUUUAGUUCCCUUAAGGGAACCCCCUAGGCUGCCUGUAUGUUCCCUCACCACUGACAGCCACACUGUGGUUGAGUGUUGCUGACUUUUGAGGCCACUCUUCUGGUUCUCUCUUCUACCUCCCAGGCUGUCUUGGUAUCUGAGACCAGUUCCUCUUCUGAGUUUCAACACUGGAAUGUUCAAGUCUCAAGCUUUUCAUCUCUCUGAUUCCCAUCACUUCCAGGGUCUAUUUAAAUUCAGGCUUUAGUCUCAUGAUUCCUACCCUCUCCUGCUUUUCUCCCUGGACUCCGCACCAGACGCCACUCGCUCUGUAGGGAGACGCAUGGUCUACAGUGAGGAGUCUAUCACAAAAGGCAGAUUAGCAAGAGAAAAGCAGCCAGGAGUGGUGUGGUGGUGCUUGACAGGCAGGAGUACUCAUGCAAGCCAGUUGGCUCUGCAUAAGUUAUGGGCCGGCCAGGGAUACAUAAGAGAAGCUAGAAAGCAAACAAAUCAAAAGAAAUCACAAACAGCCACCUAAACCCAAAACCACCAGGCAAGAAAGGCACAACAUAUUUAUUUGGCCAGAUGUCUAUAUGACAUGGAAGCCCUCCGACAGGAAGGCGGCCAAGCCCAGGGGAAUCUGUGUAUUUUCAUAACGACGGUUGACAAAGAUGAGAGAAAAUUUAAGAUUUCCUUAGAUUAAAAUGCUCUGCGUGGCAGGUCAUAUUUCGCCAUAGCAUUUCCUGUAUCUCAUUGGCUUGAUAUCUAAUGAGCAUCUCUAGAUAAAUAUCUAAUAUAUAAACACCUUUAAAGGCAAACUUCUACUUUUUCCGACUCUUCAUCCCAACCAGCCCUUCUCUAGUUUUCCACAUCCCAGCAUUCCACAGCUCCAUUUUUGUAGUGGCUCAUCCUUUGCUCCCUUUUCUUCUUGUCUAUACCUCAGCCGCCAUCAUAUCCUGUCAACUUUAGUCUUUUGCCAUUUCUUUCCUCUACCCUUACCAUUACCUAGUUAGAGCCGACAUCAGCCUCCAACUACGAGAAAGACUUCCCCCUGGGCUUCCCUGUCUCUGUCUGUCUUGUCUGUUGCUCUAAACAGGAGUAGGGAGAAUUCCUUUUACCUUGAAGGAAGACUCUGUCUCCUUACUAUUUCAAACCUAGCUGUGCCUUGUUUACCUUUGUUCACCUUCUGUUAUAAACAAGUACAAAAGGCUGGAUAAUCUUGGAGAAAAGAAUUUUAUUUCUUACAGUCUGGAGAGUGGGAAGGUCUCAGGAUUAGGGCCAUAUCUGGUGAAGGCCUUUCUUGCUAAUGUAGACUCUGCAGUGUUCUGAGGUGUAUGACAUGGUGAGAAAACCCAUGGGAGAUGGGCAGACCUGUUCUAGUGAGAAUUAAGCCAAUUACUUGACCACUCAUGGAAGCUGCUCCAUUACUUCCAAAUUUGGCUCUCACAUAUGGGUUUGAGGACUAGAUCAGUCAGAGGUGUGUGUGUGUGUGUGUGUGUGUGUGUGUGUGUGUGUGUGUGUUGCUGCUGUUGCUACUGCUGCAACCAGAACUUAAGAAGAGUACACUGAAGGAAGAGCCAUCCAUUUGGCUCAUGGUUUUAGUCCAUGGUGUUGGCUGGCUCCAUCAGGACUUUGGUAAGGUAGAAUCACCAUGGUAACAUGGUGUGGUGGAGGACCACUGCUCAGGAAGGCUGGAGUUAGGGGAAGGUCCAAAGACAAGAAACACCCUUCAAAGUCAUAGACCCAGUGUGAUGACUCUUCCCAGCUGUCGACUUGACUAUACCUGGAAUGAACUACAAUCCAAAAAUGGAGGGUACACCUGUGAUCCAGAUCUUGAGGCUGGAAGACACAGGCUUUUAUCCAGAUCUUAAAGCAGAGGGUCAUGAAAAGCUCAGGCCCAGGUAAGUUUAAUCCCAGGAGACAAAGGCAAGCAGAUCUCUGAGUUCAAGGCCAGCCUGGAACAGAGCAAGUUCCAAAUAAAGAACAGUUUAGGUCCAGGUGUGUGGUGCACACCUUUAAUCUGGUUCGUACCUUCUUGACUACAUAAGGGCAAUGGAAGAAGGAAGGUGUCCUUUUAUUCACCUGCUUGUACUUACUUGCCAGCACAUCUGUUAGAACCUACUUCUUCAGGAUUCCAGCUUACACAGAAGACAAGGUGAGGUCUCCUAGUCUCGUGGGAUGGAACAACUACUUGGACUUCCCGUUCACAGCUGCCCAUUGUUAGCACAGUCCUCUCUGAGGAAGAACAAAGAUAGAACAGAGAGAAGCUGAGGCCCCUUCCCGGCGGUCUUUGAGCAGAUAAUUGGAGUUUCUGUCCUUUGGAACAAAACUUUUCAAUGAGAUGGCCUGUGUACACAGGUGUUGCUUCCUUGCAUCAUGAAAGAACGAUGAAAGAAAGCUGACAGUGGAACGGCAGCCACGGUCAUCCAGAUGGUUAGCCAGAAGGGUUAUUUUCCAAGCACGGCUAGAGGCUAGAUGUCGGUCUUGAACUUAGGCCCAAUACACCGAUGCUGUCAGAUAUCCUUGUGGAGUACGACAAGGAGUUCUCCCCACGCCAGCGACACCACAAGGAGUUCAAGUUCAACUUAUCCCAGAUUCCCGAGGGUGAGGCAGUGACGGCUGCAGAGUUCCGCGUCUACAAGGACUGUGUGGUGGGGAGUUUUAAAAACCAAACUUUUCUUAUCAGCAUUUACCAAGUCUUACAGGAGCAUCAGCACAGAGACUCUGACCUAUUUUUGUUGGACACCCGGGUGGUGUGGGCCUCUGAAGAAGGCUGGCUGGAAUUCGACAUCACAGCAACUAGCAAUCUGUGGGUGGUGACACCGCAGCACAACAUGGGACUCCAGCUGAGUGUGGUGACUCGGGACGGACUCCACAUCAACCCCCGUGCGGCGGGCCUGGUGGGCAGAGACGGCCCUUACGACAAGCAGCCCUUCAUGGUGGCCUUCUUCAAGGUGAGCGAGGUCCACGUGCGCACCACCAGGUCAGCCUCCAGUCGGCGUCGACAGCAGAGUCGCAAUCGGUCCACCCAGUCGCAGGACGUGUCCCGGGGCUCCAGUGCUUCAGACUACAACAGCAGUGAGUUAAAAACAGCUUGCAAGAAGCAUGAGCUUUACGUGAGCUUCCAGGACCUGGGAUGGCAGGACUGGAUCAUCGCACCCAAAGGCUACGCUGCCAACUAUUGUGACGGAGAGUGUUCCUUCCCUCUCAAUGCACACAUGAAUGCCACCAACCACGCCAUUGUACAGACCUUGGUGAGUGCUCUGACUUGGCUGGUGGGGCCAGGCCUAGAUCCAGUGUCAUUUCUCACAGUGUCCUCCCACGCUUCUCUUCUGGAACAGGUCCACCUUAUGAAUCCCGAGUACGUCCCCAAACCAUGCUGCGCACCAACCAAACUGAAUGCCAUCUCGGUUCUUUACUUCGACGACAACUCCAAUGUCAUCUUGAAAAAAUACAGGAACAUGGUUGUGAGAGCUUGUGGAUGUCAUUGAGUGGAAGCCAGUUGCAGGGGCUGUGAUUCUGCCUCGGAUUCCUAACAUCUGCCUUAAAACACGGGAAGCAGCACAGUGCAGCGGGACGAUGACACUCAAAGCAUCUCCUGCUGGUGCCUUAGCCCAAGGAGGAUUUUACGAGGACCUUGUCGAUGGCUUUCCCAGUUGAGCAGUUGCUGGUCUGUAGGAAGCUGUAAUGCUUGUAGCACAGGCCUGGAAACUACAGAAACAUAGUGUUCUCCUCCCCCAGUCCCACCCAGACUAGCCUUAGCUUUUAGAUCUAGCUGUUUGUGGUGUAAGUAGGAGAUAAACUUGAAGGAAUAUUAAAUAUCCCUGGUUGAAAGACAGAUCUAGUGGUUCUACAGCACCCAUCCCAGGGAGAUUUUGCAGAUAGCCGAAUGGAGGAGAGGAGAACACUCUAUUAGAUUCCAUUCCCAGCAAAGGGCAGCUCCCACAGAACCUGCAGCCUGGCCAUCACAGGGCUUUGUGGAGGUGCCUUCUGUCUACUGUUAGUUACCCGUUUUAUGUUGACUCUUGGUGGUGUGAAAAUGUACUAAUUUCGGUCAAAACAAACUAUAGCAUUCCCACGCCAUACUCCUCCCUUACUCACAGAAUUCCUUACUAGAACCAAAGUAGAUGGACUGUACUUUGUGGUAGAGCCCUGAAGCAUCUGCAGUAGCCUUCAUUUAAACCACGGAACAGCAGAAUGUGAUUCUGCGUCUCUCGGGCAGACUGGCUGGACAUGUACGUUACCAUCAGGAACACUGGCCCCAACACAUCAGCUCUCUCUCUCCUAACUCUGCUUUUUCCCUUUUCCCUACAUUAGCAUUCCACGGUUCAGGGCUAGAGUCUAAAGCAGAAGUCCACAAACAGAAGGGCCCUGACUCUAAGAAUGGGUUUGUUGAGGUGAGCAUGCUGUUUGUAAACCAAAACCACCAUUUCCUCUUGUAGAAAGUAAGACUCAGACUGAAUCUUAGAAUAUUUUUUAAAUGUCUUUUUCACAAUCAUGUACUGGGAAACCAAUUUCAUACUAAACUGAUUAAAUAAUGCAUUUACAAUCUGUAA
Messenger RNA from Rattus norvegicus (Norway rat), 7547 nucleotides. The record is from RefSeq and is a predicted model, not a curated record. NCBI's taxonomy places the organism in Eukaryota, Metazoa, Chordata, Mammalia, Rodentia, Muridae.